Molecule: messenger RNA, 339 nt
Organism: Lindgomyces ingoldianus
Lineage: Eukaryota; Fungi; Ascomycota; Dothideomycetes; Pleosporales; Lindgomycetaceae
Exons: 2
Coding region: 131-301 (56 amino acids)
Source: RefSeq, a predicted model, not a curated record
GUCCUCUCUACCUCCAACUUAAGAGUCCAAACCCACACCAAACGAAGUUGAUGCCAACGGUAAAGUUUUCUCAAUCGACGACAUCGAUCUACGAAAUGGCUAUUUCCGCUCGCCGUACUUUUGGGGCUCAAUGUUUUCCAUCGGAAUGAGUGUGAUGUGCGGCGUUGCUGGAUUAUCAUUCAUUGUUCCGAUUCUAAGCUUUAUGGAUGAGGAAAUUGGACCUAGUCUUGAUUUGACAUGGGCUGAUUUGACAUAUACAUCAACAGGCUGUAGGAUUGAUGAUUGUUGGAAGGCUGACUGAUAUCUUCGGCCAUUGAUAGUUCUUCAUUUUCAGCUUCU